AUGGAAACCGUCAACAACACAGAGUUCCUGGGGGACUUCACACUGGACGGUGACCAUCCUCCAAGAUUGAAAGAAACGAUCAGCAGAGACAGCAUAGUGAUCAACCCAGCACCACCUGCAAGGUACCUGCUGAAGACCAAGCGGAAGGAUGUGGAUGGGAGGGACGGAGUCCGGAGAUGGACCAUAGGAAACCACAACCCUUGCAAGAGAAACAAGACCCUGCUGAUCCUAGGAGAGGUUGGGGCAGGGAAGACCACACUAGUCAACGCUAUGGUCAACUUCACCAUCAGAGUUAAGUGGGAGGAUAACGCCAGGUUCCAAAUCACAGAGCGUUUCAAAGACAGAGAGACGUGCUGGGGUCAGGAUCCUAGAACCAAUGCUGUGACGUUCUAUGAGAUCUUUGGCUGGGAGGACGCUGAGUUGCCUUUCUCUCUCACCAUCAUUGAUACACCUGGGAUAGAGGACAGAGAUGGACUCAGACCUUUGAUAGAGAAAUUAAGAAUGCUGCAGGAAGAGGAGAGAGUGGACCACAUCGACGCUGUCUGCCACGUGGUGAAGGCAACGCAGAACCGUCUGACAGAACAUCAGAGAAACAUCUUUGACGCGUUCCUGUCCCUCUUGGGCAAGGACAUGAAAGACAACAUCAUCACCAUCAUCACUCACUCUGACGAGACCAGACCGGAUGUUCUCGACAUCAUCAUGGAGUACAACUCCUCGGCGACAAGGUUCCGGUUCACUUCACGUUCAACACUCACCUCUUUCAGACCAGAAACCCUUUCUAUGACAAAAUCUAUGAGACAACAUGGGAAAACGGCAUGAAAAGCAUGAGAGGAUUCUUUGACAGGCUAAAUGGAAUGCAACACCAACGCACCAAGCAGACGAUAGAGGUAUUGGUGGAACGCUUGAAG
This is a messenger RNA of Salvelinus fontinalis (brook trout), 908 nucleotides long. RefSeq lists its product as uncharacterized. The transcript has 2 exons. Bases 1 to 819 code for a protein of 272 amino acids. Lineage: Eukaryota; Metazoa; Chordata; Actinopteri; Salmoniformes; Salmonidae. Gene Ontology annotation, molecular function: GTP binding. The record is from RefSeq and is a predicted model, not a curated record.